AUGUAUCAUGAUCUCAAGGAUAUUUAUUGGUUGAAUGACAUGGAAAAUAACGUUGCAGACUUGGUGGACAAGUGUCCGAAUUGGCAGUUGCCGAUUGGUUUGUUGGAAGUCGGCAAACCAGAAUUGUUAGGACCAGACUUAAUCCACCAGGCUGUGGAAAAAUUCAAAUUGAUUCAGGAGCGGUUGAAGACGGCUCAAAGUCGCCAAAAGUCCUAUUCAGACGUGUACCGUAGAGACUUGGAGUUUCAAAUUAAUGAUGGGGUGUUUUCUAAAGUUUUGUCCAUGAAAGGAAUUAUGAGAUUUAGGAAAAAAAGGAAGUUCAGUCCCCAUUAUAUUGGGUCGUAUAAGAUCCUACAAAGGAUCGGGCAAGUAGCUUAUGAGUUAGAGUUGCCACAAGAAUUGGCUAUUGUAUUACACCCAGUAUUUCACGUGUUUAGGGUAAAGAAGUUCAUGGGGUACUCGUCUCUGGUUAUUCCUACAGAGAUCAUGGGAGUGAAAUAUAGCCUGUCUUACGAAGAGAUUCUAGUAGCUAUCCUUGAUCGUCAGGUUCGCGUGUUUCGAACUAAGGAGAUCGCUUCAGUAAAAGUACUAUGGAGAAAUCAGAAAGUUGAAAAGGCUACGUGGGAAGCUGAAGAGGACAUGAAGUCUAAGUAUCUCCAUCUCUUUGAAUAG
Messenger RNA from Lycium barbarum (goji berry), 672 nucleotides. RefSeq lists its product as uncharacterized. Bases 1 to 672 code for a protein of 223 amino acids. Lineage: Eukaryota; Viridiplantae; Streptophyta; Magnoliopsida; Solanales; Solanaceae. The record is from RefSeq and is a predicted model, not a curated record. The transcript has 2 exons.